Messenger RNA from Hylaeus volcanicus, 2243 nucleotides. RefSeq names its product ring canal kelch homolog (gene kel). The transcript is spliced from 9 exons. The record is from RefSeq and is a predicted model, not a curated record. NCBI's taxonomy places the organism in Eukaryota, Metazoa, Arthropoda, Insecta, Hymenoptera, Colletidae. Gene Ontology annotation, molecular function: protein binding. The coding region runs from base 378 to 2243 and encodes 621 amino acids.
CGAAAGGUAGCGAGAAACAGUGAAGUCCGGAGAUCGAAUAAGAAAGAAAUAUUGUGUCAUGUUCCCGCACAUCAUCAAAAUAUUAUUAUUAGCGUUUAAAUAGAUUACAAUUUCCGUUACAAAACUUUCGUUUCAAUUUGUUGACUCGGUAUAAAACGACGUGUUUUAUAACGCCGCAACACAUUCAACAAAUAUCGUGAAGUCGGUAGCGUCAUUUUCGUUCGUACAGCUGAUGUCAGUAGUGAAACUAUGUAUAAACAAAUAAUAUAUGCCAUUUUCCGCACCAUUAAUUCAUAUUAAACUGAAACAUAUUACCUACGACUUUGACGAAAGCAAUUAUCAUUUAUCUAUGAUAAAAGCUUCGCCAAACAGCUGAAAUGGAAUCGGCGGGACAGGGUCAGGUGCAAAAUUCCAGCAAUAAUAAUGAUUGCUCCGAAAACAAGGGAAGUUGCUUGCUACUUCGAUAUGCUAGUCAGAAUUCUUUAGAUGAGAGCUCGCAAAAACAUGUACCUAGAGAAAAUGGAAGAGAUAAACCGCCUUACAGGAAUCAUCAUCACACAAAUCGAGCCUUUGAUGUCAUUAAUGAAAUGCGAAAGAAAAAUUUGUUGUGCGACGUGACUUUGGUGGCAGAUGGGGGCAUGGAAGUACCUGCGCAUAAAAUGGUUCUCGCUGCCUGUAGUCCUUAUUUCUAUGCUAUGUUUACAAGUUUUGAGGAACGAGACCAAGAGAGAAUAACACUGCAAGGCGUAGACUAUUCUGCAUUAGAGUUGCUCGUAGAUUAUGUUUAUUCUGCAGAGGUACACGUGACCGAGGAUAACGUACAAGUGCUAUUGCCAGCCGCGAAUCUUUUACAAUUAACCGAUGUCCGCGAUGCGUGUUGUGAUUUUCUGCAAGCUCAGUUGCAUCCGUCAAAUUGCCUAGGAAUUCGCGCGUUUGCCGAUCUACAUGGUUGUCUAGAAUUAUUAUCACAUUCGGAUAGCUACAUAGAACAACAUUUCUCGGAAGUGGUAGAUGGAGAUGAAUUUUUAACAUUAGCACCACAGCAAGUUGCUAAACUAAUUUGCAGUGAUCGUUUAAUGGUACCUUCAGAAGAAAAAGUGUUUGAAUGUGUAAUAUCUUGGGUGCAUAGCGAUUUAGAAAAGAGACAAGCUCAUUUAGCUCAAUUAAUGGAACAUGUACGCUUACCUUUGCUGUCACAAGAAUAUUUAGUACAACGUGUGGAAGAAGAACCACUACUUAAAGCAAACUUACAAUGUAAGGAUUUCCUGAUUGAAGCAUUAAAGUAUCAUUUACUUAAAGGAGAACAAAAGUCAUUAUUUAAAACACCUCGUACAAAACCUAGACAACCAAGGGGAUUACCUAAAGUAUUGUUAGUAGUUGGUGGACAAGCUCCAAAAGCAAUUAGAAGCGUCGAAUGUUUCGAUUUUAAGGAAGAAAAGUGGUAUCAAGUAUCCGAGUUACCAACGCGGCGUUGUAGAGCUGGUUUAUCGGUCCUUGGUGGUCGAGUGUAUGCCGUUGGCGGAUUUAAUGGAUCUCUCAGAGUACGAACAGUUGACAUAUACGAUCCAGCUACCGAUCAGUGGUCGCCUUGUCCAGAAAUGGAAGCGAGAAGAUCCACGUUAGGCGUAGCAGUUUUGGGAAACUGUAUUUAUGCUGUUGGUGGAUUCGACGGCUCGACUGGUCUAAAUUCCGCCGAAGUAUACGACCCAAGGACUCAUGAAUGGAGACUAAUAGCACCGAUGUCGACACGUAGAAGUAGCGUUGGCGUGGGUGUCGUCAAAGGAUUACUAUAUGCGGUUGGUGGUUACGAUGGUGCAUCGCGACACUGCCUUUCUAGCGUCGAGUGUUACAAUCCGGAAAAAGAUCAAUGGAAACCAGUACCUGACAUGUCUACGCGUCGUAGUGGGGCCGGUGUUGGUGUUCUAGAUGGAAUUCUGUACGCUGUAGGAGGUCACGAUGGUCCUUUGGUUAGAAAAAGUGUCGAAGCUUAUAACCCGGAUACUAAUCAGUGGAGUCCAGUCAACGACAUGGCCCUUUGCCGUAGAAAUGCUGGCGUUGUCGCUUUAAAUGGGCUUCUAUACGUGGUGGGAGGGGACGACGGUGUAUCAAGCCUGGCAUCCGUAGAAGUGUACUCCCCGAGGACUGACACCUGGACAACCCUUCCGACUAGCAUGGGAAUCGGCCGUAGCUACGCGGGUGUAGCGAUAAUCGACAAACCAAUGCCGACUACGACAUCGAUGUGA